Molecule: messenger RNA, 1748 nt
Organism: Gryllus bimaculatus (two-spotted cricket)
Lineage: Eukaryota; Metazoa; Arthropoda; Insecta; Orthoptera; Gryllidae
Source: the annotation of a GenBank genome assembly
CAUUGACACAUCUAGGCAGCGUAAUCUCGGAGUCAUGGUGGAGAGGAGUGGGGGAAUUACGUUCGCUGAUAGCCAGUUCGUCUCGCUCUGUUCCUCGUAGUCUCCGUUGCGCAACGCGUCACGGGCCCGCCUUGGUACAAGGCGUAAACUCUGUUAUUCUCAGGUGGCCAAUGUGCCGAAUCAUCUGUACACUGAUCAUCUGUACACCGCACCGUCUGCCAGCGGCAGCGCCAGCACUGCUCGCAGUGAAGGGAACGCUUGUGGAGUGAAUGAGGCGAUUCAGCUGUGAAGCUUCGAAUAUGAAUCCGUGAAACCAGCCGCUCCGAUAAAAAAAGGUGUUUCCCGAAAUGCGCGGCAUUUUCACAAUAACGGACGUCUGCAUCUUCGCUGUCACCGUCGCAACAUGUGCGUAUGUAUACCUUUGGAUCCAGCUGAAGACCUUCUCCAGACGGGGGGUAGUGGCGCUCCCGGCCUACCCUGUGGUGGGAAGCUUGGGGCCUGUCAUCUUCCGCAAGAUAUCGUUCUCCGAGCAAGUCGGAAACCUGUACAAACUCCUCAAGGGUCACAGAUUCGGAGGACUUUUCGAGUUCCUGAAGCCCGUACUGAUGCUGAGAGAUCCGGACCUUAUAAAACUCAUCACUGUGAAGGAUUUUGACCAUUUCGUCGACAGGCAUAAGCCCAUUACUGAAGAAUGUGAUGAUAUGUUUGGGAAGAGUGUGUUUGGUCUAGAAGCUAAGACGGGCAAGAUGCUGGUGGUGGAGAUGAAGGACCUGUGGGGGCGGUACGCCAACGACGUGAUCGCCACCGCGGGCUUCGGCGUGCAGGUGGACUCGCUGCGCGACCCGGACAACGAGAUGCUCGCCAACCUGCUGCACGUGCCGCUGAUGCCGUUCAAAGUGAAGGCGUUCGUGCGCGACCUGGUGGAGCAGGCCAUCACGAUGCGCGAGCGGGAGGACGUGGCGCGGCCCGACGUCAUCCACCUGCUGAUGCGGCGCCGCGCCUCCGACGCCAGCGCGGGUGCGCGCCCCCCGCCCCCGCCCUCGUACGACCGCAAGCCCCGCGAGGAGGCGCCAGGGCUGAACAACGAGGACAUCGCGGCGCAGGUGAUGGUGUUCUUCCUGGCGGGCUUCGAGACGACGUCCACGCUGCUCAGCUUCAUGUCGAACCGCCUGGCGGUGCUGCCCGGCAUCCAGGAGCGCCUGCGCAGGGAGGUGGACGAGACCCUGCAGCGCCACGGCGGCCGCGUCACCUACGAGGCCGUGCAAGAGAUGAAGUACCUCGACAUGGUCAUCUCGGAGACGCUGCGCAUGUACCCGCCGGUGGAGGUGCUGGACCGGAAGUGCGUGCGGCGCUACGUGAUCCCGGCGUCGGCCACGGACCCGGAAGUGGUGCUGGAGCCGGGCGACGCCGUGUGGGUGCCCAUCUACGGGCUGCACCACGACCCGGCCCACUGGCCCGACCCGGACGCCUUCGACCCCGAGCGCUUCAGCGACGAGAACAAGGCCAACAUCACGCCCUUCACCUUCCUGCCCUUCGGAUCCGGCCCGCGCAACUGCAUAGGUCUACGCUUCGCCAUAAUGGAGGUGAAGGUGGCGGUGAUGUACCUGCUGGCGCACUUCGAGCUGCGGGUGGUGGAGCGCACGCCCAUCGACCUCCACCUGUCGACCAACACCUUCAACAUCACCGUCGACGGUGGCUUCUGGCUGGGCAUCGAGCCGCGCCGCCGACCCGCACCUGCGCCCGCGUAA